AUGCCCCGUGACAUUUGGCUGAACAUAAAAAAUAACCUCCACCUGAAUGACAAUGACCUCUUGCCUCAAAACAAUGGAAAAGACAAGCCUUUCAAGAUCCGGCCGUUCAUUGACAUACUUCUGCCCAAGUUCCAAGGACUACCGAAAACCCAGAAGCUGGUAAUCGACGAACAAAUGUUCCCAUUCAAAGGCAGAUCAUCGCUGAAACAGUACCUCUCCAGCAAGCCCCAUAAGUACGGCUACAAAAUUUUCGUCCUUUGUGAUAUCCAUGGGAUGACUUACUUGCUGUUUUUCGACAACUGGUUUACGUCCGUGAAGCUUCUUGUCGAGCUGCACCACCGAGGCAUUUCUGCUAUGGGCACUAUCCGUGCCAAUAGGACUCUUGGUUGUAGACUGCCAAGCAACAGCGAGAUGAAGAAGAACGGGACAGGGAGUCACGAGGAAAGGCAGGCUACCUUUCAAGAUGUAGACGUCAGAGUUGUCAAGUGGUAUGACAGUCGCGGAGUCACAAUCGUGAGCAUGUUUGGAAGCGCAGAGCCACUGGGAUAUUGCAAGCGUUACGACCGCAAGCGAAAGGAGACAUGCGAUGUGCCGCAACCAGCUGCUGUGAAGACGUACAACUCAUUUAUGGGUGGUGUGGACCUGCUGGAUGGUCUGAUGGCAUACUACAGUAUUUUUCUAAAAUUGAAAAAAUUCUACCUCCAAUUUUUUUUCCACUUCGUGGACAUGGCUCUAGUCAGCAGCUGGCCGAUGUACCGGAGAGUCGGCGACGCCCUGGCUGUUCCAAAGAAGGAGCAGCUAGACCUGCUAAUGUUCAAGGUAUGCCAACUUCGAAAAACCUCCGAAGACGUAUUCGCCGUCCUGAAAUCUGUGAUGUCCAUGAGGAAUCCCCUCAUCGACGCAUCGCAGAGUUGGGAUGACGUCACCUGGUUGAAGAGCAUCACCCAUUUACCCGUGGUUGCCAAAGAAAACACCACAGGUGCGCACUUGUCUGUUGCCUUUACAUGA
Messenger RNA from Ixodes scapularis (black-legged tick), 1008 nucleotides. RefSeq names its product piggyBac transposable element-derived protein 3-like. The transcript has 3 exons. The record is from RefSeq and is a predicted model, not a curated record. Bases 1 to 1008 code for a protein of 335 amino acids. NCBI's taxonomy places the organism in Eukaryota, Metazoa, Arthropoda, Arachnida, Ixodida, Ixodidae.